Messenger RNA from Dryobates pubescens (Downy woodpecker), 1175 nucleotides. It is a transcript of the gene DDX25, whose product is annotated as DEAD-box helicase 25. Bases 32 to 1141 code for a protein of 369 amino acids. Gene Ontology annotation, molecular function: RNA helicase activity; RNA binding; ATP binding. Gene Ontology annotation, biological process: poly(A)+ mRNA export from nucleus. The transcript is spliced from 8 exons. The record is from RefSeq and is a predicted model, not a curated record. Gene Ontology annotation, cellular component: cytoplasmic stress granule; nucleus. NCBI's taxonomy places the organism in Eukaryota, Metazoa, Chordata, Aves, Piciformes, Picidae.
GAAGAAGGAGCUUCUGCAGGGGAUUUAUGCCAUGGGCUUCAACAGGCCCUCCAAGAUCCAGGGCACCGCUCUGCCCAUCAUGCUGGCCUACCCGCCCCAAAAUCUGAUAGCCCAGAGCCAGUCAGGCACAGGGAAGACAGCAGCGUUCGUGCUGGCCAUGCUGAGCAGAGUCAACGCCGCCGAGAAGCACCCCCAGUGCCUCUGCUUGGCCCCCACCUACGAGCUGGCCCUGCAGAUCGGGCAGGUGAUCGAGAAGCUUGGGCAGUACUGCACCGACACCAGGGUGACCUACGCCGUCCGGGGCAACCGCGUCCGGCAGGGCACGGUGUGCAGGGAGCAGCUGGUGGUGGGCACGCCGGGCACGGUGCUGGACUGGUGCUUCAAGCUGCGGCUGCUGGACCUGCGGCGCCUGCGGCUCUUCGUGCUGGACGAGGCUGACAUCAUGAUCGACACCCAGGGGCUGUCCAGCCAGAGCAUCCGCAUCCAGAGGGCUCUGCCCAAGAGCUGCCAGAUGCUGCUGUUCUCGGCCACCUUCCGGGAGCGGGUGCGGGCCUUCGCGCAGCGGAUGGUCUGCAGCCCCAUCCUGAUCACGCUGCGCGAGGAGGAGCUCAGCCUGGCCAACAUCCGGCAGUACUUCAUGGUCUGCCAGGGCCGGCAGCACAAGUACAGAGCCCUCUGCAACAUCUAUGGCAGCAUCACCAUCGGCCAGGCCAUGAUCUUCUGCCAGACCCGCAGGAGCACAGAGUGGCUGGCAGCAGAGAUGUGCCAUGAUGGGCACCAAGUGGGCAUCCUGACAGCAGACCUGACGGUGGCCCAGAGAGCCAACAUCAUCCAGCGCUUCCGCGAGGGGAAGGAGAAGGUUCUCAUCGCCACCAACAUCUGUGCCAGAGGCAUCGACGUGCAGCAGGUGACCGUGGUGGUGAACUUCAGCCUGCCCAUGGACGGGAAGAAGGAGCUGGAGCUGGAGACCUACCUGCACCGCAUCGGCCGCACCGGCCGCUUCGGCAAGCAGGGCAUCGCCUUCAGCAUGGUGGAGAGCCACAACCUCUGGGUCAUCGAGGUGAUCGAGAAGCACUUCCGCAUCAAGAUCAAGCAGCUGGACCCAGACAACAUGGAGGAGCUGGAGGAGCUGGAAAACUGAGUGAGGAGCUGGGAUGUGUUCCCAGGGUUCCAGC